GCGGCGGCUGCGGCAGCGUCGAGUGUCCACGAGCCGGGGUCUGCGAGUAGAUUGUAUCCGAGCCCGAGACUAGUCUUGACCGUCUCCGUCUGCCAGUGGGUGAGUGUCCUGGCCGAGCGGGGUGCGGGUGGUCGCACUGUCUGGGUUGCGGAUGGACGAGUCGGGAGGCUGGGUCACCAGUCAGGGUGCAAGGACCUUCACGGCUGGGAGGGGACUGCGGCAGGUCCUCGGCCUCACCAUCUUGCCUGACCCCGAAUGGGGCAGGCGCGCCUGGGGUCCAGCCUCUCAUACCAUUUCCACCGCGGCUCACGCGGCCAUGGCGAUUCCCGUUCCCCAGACGGCGUCAGACGCGAUGACUCUGAAUGGCGGCGGCAGCGGAGCGGGCGGGAGCCGCGGCGGGGGCCGGGAGCGCGAGCGCCGUCGGGGCAGCACCCCCUGGGGCCCCGCGCCCCCGCUGCACCGCCGAAGCAUGCCAGUGGACGAGCGCGACCUGCAGGCGGCGCUGGCUCCGGGAGCUCGGGCAGCGGCUGCAGCUGGGACCGGGGCCCAGGGUCCAAGGCUGGACUGGCCCGAGGGCUCCUCCGACUCGCUCAGCUCAGUGGGCAGCGACUCAGACGAGAGCGUUUACAAGGUGCUGCUGCUAGGGGCGCCUGGCGUGGGCAAGAGCGCUCUGGCGCGCAUCUUCGGUGGUGUAGAGGAUGGGCCUGAAGCAGAGGCUGCAGGGCACACAUACGAUCGCUCCAUCGUGGUGGACGGAGAAGAGGCAUCACUCAUGGUCUAUGACAUUUGGGACCAGGAUGGGAGCCGCUGGCUACCAGGCCACUGCAUGGCCAUGGGAGAUGCAUAUGUCAUCGUGUACUCAGUGACAGAUAAAGGCAGCUUCGAGAAGGCCUCAGAGCUGCGAGUCCAGCUGCGGCGGGCACGGCAGACAGACGAUGUGCCCAUCAUCCUGGUGGGCAACAAGAGCGACCUGGUGCGCUCUCGUGAGGUCUCCUUGGAUGAGGGCCGGGCCUGCGCCGUGGUCUUCGACUGCAAGUUCAUUGAGACGUCAGCUGCGCUGCACCACAACGUCCAGGCACUGUUUGAAGGUGUCGUGCGCCAGAUACGCCUGCGUCGGGACAGCAAAGAGGCCAACGCACGUCGGCAAGCUGGGCGGCGAGAGAGCCUUGGCAAGAAGGCGAAGCGCUUCCUGGGCCGCAUUGUAGCACGCAAUAGCCGCAAGAUGGCCUUUCGUGCCAAGUCCAAGUCCUGCCACGACCUCUCAGUGCUCUAGGCCCCACAGGCACUCACUGCGUUGUGCAGAGAGAUGGGCAGGUUGGUGGGCUGGCCCAGCCAAUGCCCUAGGUGCCUCAGGGCUGGCGCAGACUCUGGGCAUCCCCCACCUUGUGGUCACGGACAGACAGUGCUGCCCAGGGAGGCGGCUCCAGUGGCCAUCAAGGGCUGGGCCCACAGAGAUGCGUGUGCAGGCCCAUGUGCGUCCCCAGCAGCAGCCUGAACCCAGCCCACGGGACAGGCCUGUGUGUGGGGAGAGGACUCCCUUUCUCCACACCCAGGUGUGCAUGCCCUGGUGGGAGGCUGUUCAGUGCAGUGGCUAUUUGUUUACAUGCAGAUUUUUGUAAUAAAGACUAUUUC
Messenger RNA from Diceros bicornis minor, 1632 nucleotides. It is a transcript of the gene RRAD, whose product is annotated as RRAD, Ras related glycolysis inhibitor and calcium channel regulator. Gene Ontology annotation, cellular component: plasma membrane. NCBI's taxonomy places the organism in Eukaryota, Metazoa, Chordata, Mammalia, Perissodactyla, Rhinocerotidae. The transcript is spliced from 4 exons. The coding region runs from base 152 to 1273 and encodes 373 amino acids. Gene Ontology annotation, biological process: negative regulation of high voltage-gated calcium channel activity. Gene Ontology annotation, molecular function: GTP binding; GTPase activity; calcium channel regulator activity. The record is from RefSeq and is a predicted model, not a curated record.